CCCUGGAGCCCGGCCAGGCGGGUGCGCGGCUGCUGCGAGGGCGGCUCUCCGGCACCAUGCCGUCCCCGUUCUCCGUCACCUCGUUCCCAGACAGCAUCCCCGCCGUCAUCAUGCAGACAGACUGGACCGAGCCGUGGCUGGUGGGGCUGGCAGUCUUCCACGUGCUCUGCCUGCUGCUCACCUGUGUCUCCUCCCAGAGCUACAGACUGCAGGUUGGGCAUUUCCUGUGCCUCGUGCUCCUGGUCUACUGUGCGGAGUACAUCAACGAAGUGGCCGCCAUGAACUGGAGCCGCGUCCGUCGGCGAGCCCACGAGCCUCAGCCCGCCUGGAUCCUGCCUCACCACGCCCCACGCAGCCGCCUGGCUGUGUUCUUCCCGUUUCUCGUCCAUGCCCCCGUGUCUUUGUGCGAGGGUCACCACCCGGAGCGUGUGACUGGCGCGCUGUGA
Microcebus murinus (gray mouse lemur) is the source of this 446-nucleotide messenger RNA. NCBI's taxonomy places the organism in Eukaryota, Metazoa, Chordata, Mammalia, Primates, Cheirogaleidae. The record is from RefSeq and is a predicted model, not a curated record.